This is a messenger RNA of Erythranthe guttata (spotted monkey flower), 1222 nucleotides long. NCBI's taxonomy places the organism in Eukaryota, Viridiplantae, Streptophyta, Magnoliopsida, Lamiales, Phrymaceae. The record is from RefSeq and is a predicted model, not a curated record.
AGCGGAAGAAAAGGGGUCAUCUUUCUUCACCGGAAAAAAAAAUGGAGUGCGCCGGAAAGGGAAGCCGAACCCCAUGCGGCGGCCCUCCCACCAGACUCUGCCACCGCUGCCGUGCCGUCGCCUACUGCUCCCUCUCUCACCAGGUUUCGCACAGAACUUCGCACAAGAGAGAGUGUGAAAGGUUAGAACAGCAAAUGAAGCGCUCUGGUGUUCUGAAUGAUUUCCCUUUCACAUUUACUCAAACAGCCACUCAAAUUCAGGAGACAACGUGUUCCUUCUUAGCAGGGCAUGGAAUUCACCACCUAGGAAUGUGGAUGUGUGAAUGCAGCUGUGGAAUCUCAUCUACUUUUGAUAAUCUAAGGUUAACUAAUUGUUGGAAUCUUCCAAGUGAUCUAUGUCCUUGUAAAGGACCUUCCUAUCCGAAACCCGAAUGUAUGUCGACUUGGAAGGACUACUAUGAAUGGAGGUGCAUCCCUCUUUCUAGUCCUGCUGCUUUACUUCUUCAUUGGCCACUGACUGUAUAUUGGGCUAUUCAGCUUGCAACUAUUAAAAACUUGCUUCCUCAAAUCAGUAACGAGCUGCGGAUACAUUACCUAGGACCGGAAAAAGAACUACUUCAGCUGGCAGUCUUUGGAGAACUGCAAGCACUUUUUCCUGGGGUAAACGUGCACAUAGACCUUAUUGGACCAGCAAUUCAGCAUCUCAGGGAUGGUGAAAAGACUGAUCUGUACACCUACGCUAAAUGUAACGAGCCGGACUGUGAGUGUAAAUCUACUUUCGAGAGUCACAUAGAAAGGAAAACGAAUUGCCAUUCGCGUGCAAUCACAUUACAGCUUCACGCAGGUUUUUACCACGAUUGUUUCGGAGAAUUAAUUAAGGAUUCUCCUCCUCAUAUAAUCAUAGCCCCAAAUGCCGGCAUAGCUGCCUACACAAGCUGGUUACCUACUCUCGAAGUAAUAAGAGAGAUUAAAGUUCCGGUAGUUUUUUCCGAUUACUGUGAAGAAGCUUCGCAUCUGGCUGCUGCUUGUAUAACCUCUGUCACAGGCGCUCCUCCCACAAUUCAAAUUCAGAUAAAUCCAUUCAGGCAGCCCAUUCGAGUGGAAGAAAGUGUUCUGCAUCUCCCCUGCUAUCCCAACUGCUUUCUCUUCGGCUUUUGAUUUUUCAGUUUGUAAAACUUUGUUUAUUUGUUAAUUAAACAUGAUUUUAAUUAUUAUUAAAGCUU